GCGUCUCAUCCAGCAGCUUUUGGAUAUGUCGACCAACGGCAUAAAACCGCCAGAUGGAACGAAUCCGGAACAACCCAAUGCGGAGACCGACGGCACGGCCCGUGAGAAGAAACUUUGCUCAAGAUGUCAAGAACUGGACCUGAGCGUGGACAAGUUCGUCAUAUAUGACGGAACAUUCAGGCCCCCCAAAGGGAGUUUUGGCCCAGGCCGGCGAGCAGACUUCUCCCUGAAAACCGGAAACAGGCUUUUUCAACUUGGAACUUUCAGCGACAUCGAGCAACGAAGUUGCAAUGGAUGUCCAUUGUGCAUCUUGGCAGUCAAGUCCAUAUGCAAAUCUACCGAGUGUCAAGAAGCCCUGGCACUGCCACUAGGCGAUGUCCUUGCAAGCUUACGGGAAAGGGAGUCCAUCUGUUUCGUCAACUGGGAGAUUGAUGGCCGCGACAAUGAUCCUAUUUCCGCCCGAAAAGCCCGGACGAGACGGCUUCAUCUUCAUUGGAAUAACAAGAAUGUCCCUGAUUCUUACCUCGUUUUUGUGGCGCCUCAAAGGCUGUUCGACAUCAACUCCGACUCUCAAGGAUCCUGGGAACGAGAAGCUUUCUUCCUCGGAAGAGAGCUGAGAACGAAUGGCAACAAUCAGGUUUUGAUGAAGAGCUGGCUGGAUCAAUGUUCCAACCAUCACGGUCCAGCCUGCAUCGGUUACAACAACGAUGAGUUUCUUGAGAUGGCUACGCAGUCGUAUUUCGGUGUAAUAGAUACACUAGACAUGUGCCUCAAAUCACUCCCUUUAAAACCUGGAAAAUCUCCAAAGAAGAAAGACUCAGAUUUACGGACCACGCGAGAUGAUGUUGAGAUUGUACGAAUAAAUCGUGACCGGUAUGGGUCCAGCCCCUCCGAGGUCUCUAUUGAAGAAAGCAAGGAGCAAGAUUACGAUCGGGAUCUCUAUGAACCUUACGUGGCAUUGAGCUAUGUCUGGGGGUUGAAGAAGAACUACACAACUGACAUUUCGAACAUCCGGAUACAUCAACAGCAAGGAAGUCUGGAGACAUUCCUUGAUGAAAUACCCAAAGUCAUUCGAGACGCGAUGAGCCUCGUUCGCCGCCUGGGUCUACGCUAUCUGUGGGUUGAUUCUUUGUGUAUUGUUCAAAACAGCAAACGUUCCUGGAACCUCAACGCUCGGAAAAUGAAUAUCAUCUAUGGCAAUGCCCACUUGACGAUCUGUGCUGCCGAUGGAAGUGAUGCGUGGCUUGGGUUGAAAGCACUAGACUCUUCAGGACACUCAACUAUCCAACACAUCGAAGAGUGUGCUCCUGGAGUACGACUCAUGGUAUCUCAACUCGCUGAGACUGGCAUCAAUUCAUCUGUCUGGAAUACACGAGCUUGGACUUUCCAAGAAAGAUUGCUCUCCAAACGCUGUCUAAUUUUCACAGAAGGUCGAGUCUUCUUCCAAUGUCACUCAGCAACCAUGUCCGAAGAUCUCGUCUCCGAAUCCCACGGAGCAGGCUGGUCCCUAGAUCUUGCCAAAGCCCUCCCUCAGAUCCUCCAUGAGCUGAGACGGCGUCCCAUCAGAGUAUACAUGAACUGUAUGUCCCGGUACUCCGAGCGGCAACUCACUCAAGCAAAAGAUAUUCUCGCAGCCUUUAACGGCGUCUCCAACCUCAUCAGCGAUGUCAUGGGCGCACCCUUCAUCUUCGGCCUCCCGAGCUCGCACUUCGAUCUCGCCCUCCUCUGGGAGCCUCUCAGUGCCGUCUCCCGCCGAGUCCCGGGACCGGACGAAGACUUCGGCGACUUCAUCUUCCCCACCUGGAGCUGGUGCGGCUGGAAAGGCGGCUCGAUGUCUUACCGUACUUACCAGCUCGAAGGCGUGCUCGCAAAUGUCCACGAAUGGCUCACCGAACACACCUGGAUAGCUUGGUACAUCCGUGACGGACGCGGCAACUUACGUCCCAUCUGGGAUGGCGAGAGCCAAGAAAUUAAAGCUUGUGCCUCUGUAGAAGAGCGAUGGAAAGGAUACAAAGACGUCAUCCCCGAGCCGGAGUUCACGAAAUUACAGGAACAAGCGUUGAUGAAUCUGGGGAAUCCGAACGAGGAUGACUUUAUCAAAUGGGCGAAGGAGCAGGAGAUCGCGGAUAAGGAAGCCAAGCUCGGUGAGCGGGAAGGGAAAGCGAGGGGAAAUUAUUACGACGAAUAUCCGCGGCAUCGAGAACGGAUUCGCGAGCAAAGACACCGCAUUGUAGAGGACGUCGGGCGGGGUCGAGCUCGUUCUGCCUCUUCCGAUAGGCCACGAGGCCGCGAUGUCGAUAUCUACCGCGACGUCAACGCAGACAUCGACGAGCCACCAACCUUCCUCGAUGAAUACGGAAGGAAGAUAUCCUCUGAUAUCGCGAGAAGGAUUAGAAGUGGCUUCCAGCAAUGCCUGCCCGAUAAUCCGUUCAGAGUUUACAUUGAACCCUACACCUCGACCCCAGAUAAAGAUUUCCCCGACCAACCGCUCCUUCAAUUCUGGACAUGGUGGGCUUCGCUCCGGCUUUCGAAAUCCCCUUCCAACCCCAACUCUCCCUCCUCCUCCCCGCCCCUGCCUGGCCUCACCAAAUUCGACAUCUCCGACGCAGUUGGUGACUGGUGCGGCUCGAUCCUGCUCUCCUCUGACUGGGUCUCCAAACAAGAGAAAAUGGGAAACAAGGUUGAUGGUUCAAGAAGGGACUUUUUAGCGAUCAGUGAUGCCAAAGCUUUCACGAGAGAGGAGUGUGAUGUUUGGACGUACUAUGUGCCGAAGGAGAGGGACAGUUCAGAGUGGGAGUUGUAUUAUGUGUUGCUUGUGGAGAUGAAAGAGAGGGUUUGGUUUAGGGUGGCGCUGGGGAAGGUGUUUAAGCAGAGUUUUGAGAAUGCGGUUGGGAGGAAGAGGUGGAGGGAGAUUGUUUUGGGUUGAGGCUGCACUUGGCUACUCCUGCCCCUUCUCUUCGGUAGACCGGUUAUAAAACUCUACCUGCUUCUCUUUUAUGUUAUACUUCGAUGAGAACAGGCCUAAAAGAGCCGGAAUAAUUGCUCAACAUUUGAGGGGGAGUCCAUGAUCACGUGCAUCGCAUUCGGC
This is a messenger RNA of Hyaloscypha bicolor E, 3088 nucleotides long. RefSeq names its product HET-domain-containing protein. The transcript has 3 exons. Bases 26 to 2926 code for a protein of 966 amino acids. The record is from RefSeq and is a predicted model, not a curated record. Lineage: Eukaryota; Fungi; Ascomycota; Leotiomycetes; Helotiales; Hyaloscyphaceae.